Messenger RNA from Lotus japonicus, 1482 nucleotides. RefSeq lists its product as uncharacterized. The record is from RefSeq and is a predicted model, not a curated record. The transcript has a single exon. Gene Ontology annotation, biological process: chloroplast organization; regulation of DNA-templated transcription. The coding region runs from base 153 to 1301 and encodes 382 amino acids. Gene Ontology annotation, molecular function: double-stranded DNA binding. NCBI's taxonomy places the organism in Eukaryota, Viridiplantae, Streptophyta, Magnoliopsida, Fabales, Fabaceae. Gene Ontology annotation, cellular component: chloroplast.
CAUUUUACCACUUCACAAAAGUUAUGAAAACUUUUGUUUGUAACACAAACACAAACACAAACCCCUCGCAGUGUCUCUCUCUCCGACAACAUUCGAAUCUUCUUUCCCUGCAAAACCCUACAUUUGAUUUGGAUUACAUCUAACUCCGUACAAUGUUCAGAGCGUUUCUCUGCCAAUCUGGUUUUGAUGUCUCAAGAAAAUCAACAACCCUAAAGUUGCUUGACCCUGUUUUGCCAUUCCCAUUGUCUCGCACAUUCUGCACUUCGAAUCCUAACACAUUCGCCGUGUCCUACCUCAUCAACAAUCUGGGGUUCUCACCGGAAUCCGCUCUCAAAGCUUCCAAGCAUGCUCGUUUCAAAACCUCGGAAAAGCCUGAUUCAGUUGUCACCUUCUUCAGGAACCACGGUUUCACUGUAUCAGACACUCGCAGCAUCAUCACAAGGCAACCCUCGCUCCUUUCUUGCAAAGUUGACAAAAGGGUCCUGCCAAAGUUUCAAUUCUUACAAUCCAUAGGUGCUUCCUCCUCUGACAUUGUUCGCAUUGUGACAAGUAACCCCAAAUUCAUGGAGAGUAGCUUGGAGAAUAGUGUAAUCCCAGCAUAUAACUUGGUAUAUAGAUUCCACCAAUCUGAAAAGAAGACUCUUGCUUCUGUUAUUCGGUGUCCAUCUUUGCUCUGUAGCCUUUAUUUCGAGCUUAAUGUCAAGUUGUUGGGGGAUAAUGGUGUGGCCAGUUCCAGCAUUAGCAGAAUCCUUAGUCUGAGUCCUCGUGUUUUAUGCUCUAGUUACUUGGAAAAAACUGUGCAGGAAUUGAAAGACAUGGGAUUUGACCCUUCCAAAGCAUACUUCAGUUUAGCAAUGGUUGCCAAAAGAGGUAUGAGCAAAUCCAAGUGGGAUGAGAAAGUUGAUACCUUUAAGAAGUGGGGUUGGUCUGAAGAAGCAAUUUUGGAGGCAUUUAAGAAACAGCCACUUUGUAUGGUAGCAUCCAAUGACAAAAUCAAUAGGGUGAUGUUAUUUUGGGUUAAUCAGUUAGGUUGGGAUUCUUCUUACCUUAUGAAGCGACCUUGCAUUUUCUCAUAUAGUUUGGAGAAAAGGGUAAUUCCUAGGGCUUCGGUUGUCCACUAUCUUCUAUCUAAAGGUUUGAGAAGUGAGAGGAUCAGCUUGACCUCACCAUUUUUUAUAACUGAGAAGUUGUUCCUGAAAAGGUACGUGACAUGCUUCGAAGAGGAGGAAUCUUCUCAGCUGUUGAAGUUAUAUCUAGGUAAAAUGAGAACACAGGGCAACCGUGACGUGUCAUGUUCCUAAAAUAUUUCACUGCUGAAAAGUUUGUAAAAUGUUUUAUGGAGGAGCCUUUUCAUAAAUCUCUGUAUGGGUAACAAUGAACCUGAAUCUAGUGUAGAGUCAUAGAACAGGAAGAACUCAGGCAUGUAGUCUUUAAUGUUCAUGAAAAUUUAUCAAUUUUCAAAAAUUGGUGUAUUUAAACUAA